AUGUCGGACUUCAAGCAAAGGGUCAGCACUAUUGUCGGAUCGAUAAGGAUCAACCAUUCUAGAGUACGGGUUGAGACAGCCAGAGAGAUGGAAAGACAGCGCCGAAUCGACGCUCUCGCGGACAUGUAUGAUACUAUCGAAGAUAUGCGCGGUGCUUAUACCGAGGACAACAUUCUCGACGAUCUUGGAAUCAAAGUCGAAAAGCUGAAUGUGACUGGUGAUAGUGGCGCUGUAUCAGGCACACAGUCAUUCUUCGAGCCGCUAUACCAGAGUACUCUUGACGAAAACAAACUUGCUAGCGAUAAGGAGACUAUAGCCGACCGUGAUUGCGGACUAAUCCAAGUUAUGAACCGUACUGAUAUUGAUACUGCGGAUUGUCUUGGUUGUGAAUUGGCAUUCCGAGCUACGUAUUUACCGAGGUCUGGGCCGCUAAAAGAGAGGAAUACAGAAAGAACACGAUAUGCUGGUCUUUCUGGGCUCAGAAAAUGGCGUAUAAGAGAUGGUCUUAGUAAGUGUAUGCUAGAUGCAGCAUUCCACUACCAGACCUUUUAUUCAGAGCACCCACGAUACUCUCCCGUACAUGCUUGGGAAUUCAAAAAUCGAGAAGAAAAGCCACAUCUUAUGCUUUCUUUGAAACACGGUAUCGCCCAUGAAGAUAAAAUUCUUAGGGGAGAGCUUCUCACAAUCCUGGCAAUAAUGCAAAGUCGAAUGCCAUGGCCUAUGUUCAAGGACCAUGUGAUUGUUCCAAUUAUGCUCUUUUCCUUUAUUGGACAUAGCGGCAGAAUAAUUCAAGCUCACUAUAAUGGCCAUACCCUCGUCCUUUGCAAGAGUAAUAUCUUCAGGUUUCUCAACGGAAGAACAGCAGUUUAUAAUAUGGAUCACUUUGUCCGCUACGUUGCAAGUGCCCCAGAGGGAGAUACUCGAUCGCCAUCUCAUGCAACCACUGCUGAACAAGCCCGUGGCCCCGACGGUGCGACUGCCUCCCCAAGCUCUUUGCCUAUUCGGCCCAAGGAUGCAGCUUAUAGGUCAUCAAUGGGUUUUGGUAGACGAAAAUCAUUGAUGGGAGUAUUUUCCCGUCGACGUGCUAGUUCACAGGAGAAUAUCGACCCUUCGGAGUCCUCUAGUUAA
Messenger RNA from Aspergillus pseudonomiae, 1128 nucleotides. RefSeq lists its product as uncharacterized. The record is from RefSeq and is a predicted model, not a curated record. NCBI's taxonomy places the organism in Eukaryota, Fungi, Ascomycota, Eurotiomycetes, Eurotiales, Aspergillaceae. The coding region runs from base 1 to 1128 and encodes 375 amino acids. The transcript has 3 exons.